This is a messenger RNA of Nerophis lumbriciformis (worm pipefish), 1050 nucleotides long. NCBI's taxonomy places the organism in Eukaryota, Metazoa, Chordata, Actinopteri, Syngnathiformes, Syngnathidae. The record is from RefSeq and is a predicted model, not a curated record.
AUGAGGAAGAAACGCUCCACGUCGACGCGUGCAAUGUUCAGCGGCUUGGAGGAGACCCCCGACAUGGAGCAAUGGUGCACGGACUGGAUGUCCAAUUUGCCGGAGGAACUGCAGGACGUCCCGCUGACCCACUUGGCAAUACCUGGAAGUCAUGACACAAUGAGCUACUGCUUGGACAUCUCAUCCCCCUUGGUGAGGUCUGAGUCGGACCUGUUCAGGGUUCUGGAUGGACUUUGCUGUUGCUUUACCAGGCCUAAAGUCUUUAAAUGGGCCACGACGCAGGACCGCUGCAUCGAAGACCAACUGUCGAUGGGCAUCCGAUACUUCGAUCUUCGCGUGGCGCACAAACCGUGCGACCCGUCGUCAGACUUGUACUUCACGCACAUUUUGUACACGCACGCCACCGUGCUGGACACCAUGUGGUCGGUGGCCUCGUGGCUGGAGUCUCACCCGAAGGAAGUCGUCAUCUUGGCUUGUCGGCACUUUGAAGGCCUUACUGACAGGCUUCAUCACUUCUUCAUUUCUGCCAUCAAAAAGAUUUUCGGCUCCAAACUCUGCUUACGACAGGAAGCUAGCUGGUCCCUGCGCCGUCUUUGGGCAUUGGGUCGUCAGGUUCUAUUAUCGUACGACGCAGAUGUGGCUUCCAGACAUGCCGAGUUGCUACCCAGCAUCCCCUACUGGUGGGCUAAUCAGCGCACCGCACGCGCCGCCAUUAGCUUCCUGGAGUGGAACCAGCAGCUCGGACGGCCGAAGGGCUUCUUUGUGGCGGGCCUGAAUCUGACUGCGUACAGGUCGUACAUCAUCACCAACCCAAAGGAGUCCCUUCGCACAAUAACCUGGGCGCAGUGGCCCACUCUGAGGGAGUGGGUGAAAGAACAGACCCCCGGUCCGGAGCCCGGUAGCCUCAACAUCAUCGCCGGGGACUUUGUGGGCCCGCUGCCCCUCUGCCCGCUUGUCGUCAACCUCAACAAAAAGCUGCUCGCCGAAAAACAGUGGGAAACAGAUGACGGCGAGUGGGAGUGGCUACUCGUCCGCCUGUCUAUCAAGUGA